AUGGCCGGAGUCACAGAUCGUCCGUUUAGGACACUGUGCAAAUACUUUGGUGCUGGGCAUGCGCGCCGAUUUCAGCACAAAUUGCAGGCUCUGAACCAGAUCAAUUGGCUGAGGCAGCACGUUAUCAAGUUGCAAAUGGUGCGCAAAUUGUCGAUAUCAAUAUGGGAUGCCCAGCAAAAAAAGUUCGGCAUUGCUGAAAGAUGA
Molecule: messenger RNA, 204 nt
Organism: Oppiella nova
Lineage: Eukaryota; Metazoa; Arthropoda; Arachnida; Sarcoptiformes; Oppiidae
Source: the annotation of a GenBank genome assembly